This is a messenger RNA of Larimichthys crocea (large yellow croaker), 2846 nucleotides long. It is a transcript of the gene atg3, whose product is annotated as autophagy related 3. The transcript is spliced from 12 exons. The record is from RefSeq and is a predicted model, not a curated record. The coding region runs from base 155 to 1234 and encodes 359 amino acids. Gene Ontology annotation, molecular function: Atg8-family ligase activity. Gene Ontology annotation, biological process: autophagy of mitochondrion; glycophagy; autophagosome assembly. Lineage: Eukaryota; Metazoa; Chordata; Actinopteri; Sciaenidae. Gene Ontology annotation, cellular component: phagophore assembly site; cytosol.
CCCGGAAGUGUUCGGACAUAUCAUGUGACUCGCUCUCGAUGCUGCUCUGCCUGAGGAGCCAUGUCAAAAUAAAGAAUCGUGAUUUUGGAAAGGACGAGGGUCGAGCACAGAGUCUGUCAGAGUUUCACCCCGGAGGAGGGAACGUGUGUACGCGAUGCAGAACGUGAUCAACACGGUGAAGGGCACGGCGCUCGGCGUGGCGGAGUUCCUCACCCCGGUGCUGAAGGAAUCCAAAUUCAAAGAAACUGGAGUGAUCACACCAGAGGAGUUUGUGGCAGCUGGAGAUCAUCUGGUUCACCACUGUCCCACAUGGAAAUGGGCCUCCGGGGAGGAGGUCAAGGUGAAGCCAUAUUUGCCGCAGGACAAACAGUUUCUCCUGACACGCAAUGUUCCCUGUUACAAGCGCUGUAAACAGAUGGAGUAUUCAGAUGAGCUGGAAGCCAUCAUAGAGGAGGAUGAUGGAGAUGGGGGCUGGGUGGACACUUACCACAACUCAGCAGGUCUGUUAGGUGUCACAGAUGCUGUACGGGAAAUUUCACUGGACAAUAAUAAGGAUAAGAAUAUGAAUGCCACAUCUGCAGCAUGUUGUGAUGAUGGCGAAGAUGAUGAAGAUGGAGAAGCAGCAGAUAUGGAAGAGUAUGAAGAAAGUGGCUUGUUGGAAACAGAUGAGGCGACUCUGGACACCAGUAAAAUGGUAGAAAGUAAAGCCAAAGCAGAGCCUGGGAGCGAGGAUGCCAUUCUUCAGACUAGAACAUAUGACCUGUACAUCACAUAUGACAAAUACUACCAGACCCCUCGACUCUGGCUGUUUGGAUAUGAUGAAGACAGGCAACCACUGACUGUAGAGCAGAUGUACGAGGACAUCAGCCAGGACCACGUGAAGAAGACGGUCACCAUUGAGAACCACCCCCACCUUCCUCCACCGGCCAUGUGCUCUGUCCACCCCUGCAGACAUGCUGAAGUGAUGAAAAAGAUCAUUGAGACUGUGGCCGAGGGAGGAGGAGAGCUGGGAGUGCACAUGUAUCCUUUCCUGGAGACAGACAGACAGACCCUCUCUCCCGUUACUUUCUGUUUACCUCUUUAUGAUGACUGUCUAGUGAAGUACUGCGUGCUCCUCCAUGUUGUCCUUAACUGGGACUUUCAGGUAUCUUCUGAUUUUCCUGAAGUUUGUCCAGGCUGUCAUUCCCACAAUAGAAUACGACUACACAAGGCACUUCACCAUGUAGCUCCAUAACUCUGCCUCUGCUAAUGCAACAUCUGUACGUGGGAAAGAUCAGCUGUUCUGCCUGUGUGCUGAGAUCAUAUCUUUUCUGAUCUGGUCUGAUUACAACUGGUUUGUGGAGUGUUUCUGUGUGUAUGACUUGGGGAAUGUUGACAAAGCUGUCUGGUAAGGGAACAGUCUAACAUUUUGGGGAAAAAGGCUGACCCAGAGUCAGAGAAGAAGAUGAAUAUCAGUCCAUUCCAGAGAUGGAUGUAUUGUGUCUAACUGCUCCCAGCUCAGCUAUGGCAUGAAAACCACACACACAACUGUCAUCACACUCAACUGUCUGGUUUUUCUUGCUGUUCAAAGCUGGCUAGUAGGUUCUCCUGCUUCCAUUGCUAAGCUUGUACCAGACACAGUAAUGAAAGCGAUAUCCAUCUUUUUAUCUGACAGCGCGCUAGGCUUCAUCGCAAAAAGUCCGACUGUUCCUCUGAUGUUUCUCUACAGGUUUAAUGUUGUGACCACAAUGUGGUGAGCUCUCACAAAGUUCUUGUUCAGAAGAUGUUCAUGCUGUCACUUAAACUCACCCCAUUCCACACUGCUUCACUGCUUCCAAUAUAAAUUCUACAAAUCUUUCAGAAAAUGAAUUAACCCUGUUCGUGCAAGGCUGUCGGCUAACAUGUUAGUGAACAGAGCAUUCAUUGUUUUGAUGAAUGCAAGUCCAAUAUUUAGCUGCUUUCAGCUUUAGCUUUUGACAAAGAUAUCUGGCUCUCUAGCUGCUAGAAGCUCCGCCAUGUUCACCAGCCAGUCAGAGCUAUGUCUGCCCACUGCUCAUGCACCCAUUUCUUCUACUUCAAAUAAUAUUUAAAAGAACAUGUUUCAUACAUGCAGAUGUGGUGGGAAGUGUGUGUUUUCUCGCUAACAUCGCUUUCUGAAGCCUAACCAUGACAGCAGCUAUGAUAGAAGCUUCUUUUGUUGAUCGGUCCAUGCCUCGCUGCAGUGAUUCUUCUAGCUUCCAUUCUAAUGCACUUUCCAGGAGUCAUGGCUGAAUCAUUGUAAAUCAGAUCUUUAUGCCAGUUUUUCUUAAUACUUCAUUCUCUGAAUGUGUUUAUGGCCAGGCCUUUUCACACACCAAAGCUUCUUGUGGUUGGCUUAAAUGUUUUUUUGUUUUUUUUUGCAUUUUGUUUCAACUUUGGCUGAUUUUCUCUCCCCCACAGCUUGUGUCAGAACCUUGAGAUUAGUUUUUCAGUCUGUCUUGCUUCUCCAGCGUGAUGUUGUGUCUAAGAGCUUUGUGAAGGCUGGCUGUGACCUCUGUUGUGCAGCAUUUUGGCUAAACAAAUGGAGAGUUUUAUCAUCAGAAGCCUCUCGGUGUACUUACUGAAUAUCUGCUAUUUUGUUUUUAAGAAUCAGAAUUGCAAACUAUAUUGGGCUCAUUACAGGAACAUGUUUCUGACAGUACUUACACAACAAAUAAAGUAUCUGCUUCAGUAAUCCUCACUCCACUUUCCUCGUUGUCCGUCGGUUGGAUAAAAUAUUCUCUCUGUAUUGCCUGUUGGUCCAGUCUCCUGAUGUAACUCGCUCAGUGGUAACACAUGAGCAUUUUAAAGUAAUGUACAUUUAUCAAUAAAGAGUUUCCCAAAUAUUG